UCAUUCACUCAUUCAGUUGUCAAAGUUGUUGGACAAUGGUCGCGCGGCGCUUUGGUUGAACUUAUUUAGUAAAAAAAACGUAAAUGUGAAUAAUAAUAAACACGAAUAUUUUUUGUUACAAUAGAGCCACUUUAGUGAACCAAGCAUAUUGUUUGAUAAUCGUGAUAGCUAGCUUGUAAAUAUGCUAAAUAUGGGAAGCAAGGGGUUGCGUGCGGGCUUGUGUCAGUGAUAUUGAUUUAUUUUAUUUCGCGUAAGAACAAUCGAAAGUGAUGUAGGUCAGUGCAAAAGUGAUAUAAAUAUACAUACAAGAUAAAUGGGACAGACCUUGGGAGUCGGGGGACAGUGGAAAUGAUGUGAACUCAAUAUGAAAACCAAAAGUUUCCUCUUGUUUUCUACGUCUGUGUUCGCAACAAGUAUAUUUUUGAUCGUGUUCCACACGCAGCAGCCGCAGUCGAUACAGAGCAUCGUCACUCAGACCCAUCAACACAUCAAGGACUUUCAGUUGCACCCCUCACAGGAGAAGCUGAAGGAUGUGGAGCAGAGCACGCUGGUGGCGCGCGGGCGGUACUUCCAGCAGCUGGGGCUGGAGGGCGCGCUGGAGGCGUGGCGCAACGUGACCGCGCCGGCGCUGGUGUCGCACGCGCACGGGGACGGCCACGCCGCCGCCGUCGCCUUCAUUCGCGCCGCCGCCCGCCUUCCCCACACCGUGCUCAUGUACAACCUGGGACUCACUCCACAUUCUCUAGCUGUGGUGUCCAACUACUGCAACUCAUCCAAAUGUGUCAUCAUGGAUCUUGACCUGAGUGUGUUCCCGUCGCAUGUAGCCGACCUCAGCAUACAUGCUUUUAGACCCAUUAUUAUUCAGCACGCCCUGAGCCGCGUGGGCGGCGUGAUCUUCGCGGAGAGCGGGUACCGCUGGGGCGGGUCUGGGCGCGCGCUGGCGGCGCUGUGGGCGCGCGCGGCGGCGGGCGCGGGCGUGCUGGCGUGGCCGCGGCGCGCCGCCGUCACGUCGCUGACGCACCCGCGCAUGUUCCACUACUUCCACGCGGCGGCUGAAGACUUCCUGUUCGUGCAGAUGCUGGACGUGUCCCGCGUGCUGGUGGCGGCGCGCCCCGGCGUGCCCGAGCUGAUGAAGGCGUGGAUACAGUGCGCGGUCACGCUGGAUUGCAUCAUGCCGAUAGGUGCUCAGUCGGGCGGGUGUCGGUUCGACAAAAAGCCGCAGUACCGGUACUCGGGCUGCCACGGGCACGACGCCUCCGCGCUCAGCAUCAUCCUGGGCCAGCGCUUCGGCUUCGAGGAGGCGGCGUACACGGCGGGCGGCGACGAGUGGCGCGCCGUCGACGACGCCACGGCGCGGCGCGAGUAUGAUGAUCUGCUGCGGAACUCCACCGAGGCAGACGCCAAGACGGAGAGAACAGAGCCCGCGCCCGCCAACUCCUGAACGGGAAGUUUAUGACAGAUUGAGUACUGAACUUUAUCACGUGAUAUCAAUGUAGAUACACUUGUUUUGAUAGAAAAGGUUUUGUCGGCGGUUUCGGUUUAGUAUGUUUGUUUUUUAAACCAAACGCUUGUAGGAUUGAGUGGCGAAUCAACACACUUUGUUCUGCUCUAGGUGCCGCUGAUCACAUCUUGCCUUUCUCUUAGUCGAAUGAUACUGCUAACUAUAAUUAUUUAUUAUCAGUUGACGUUACGAUGUAUAAUAACUUUUGAUUCGGACUAAAUUGAUUGUUAUAAAGGCUAUAAAAGUUAUCGCGUGCGGCAUGGCGGCUAUCGAAGCGAGGAGCUGGGAAGGUGCAAACAAUACAAUAAUCCCACGGUGCGAUUUUCCUUAUCAAUAAAUCUAUAGUUCACACGGAGACGCUCUCGGCCCAUCUUGCCGCCAGGUCGCCUAUUGUUAGUGUUUCAAGUCACUACCAGAUUGACUGUUUUAUUAUUUAUUAGCGUCAAUAGAUAGAUACAUAAACGCUAAACGGAACUUUACAUUGUAUAGGACGACUGGGUUACGGUAUAAGCAAUAUAAGUAGAUGUCGUUUCGUCGUGCUACGCACAAAAAUACGGCUUUGAUGUGCCUGUGUGUCAGUUAAUACAGAUGAGUUCUAGCCAUGUGAUCAGCAGGCAAGACUACUUAGCAAGUCGUAGUGUACGCAGGCAAUAAGUACUGACUGUGAACGUAGUGUCACCGCCGGCGGUGACUAGGCUGGCAAUUAUCUACAAGGCGACACUCGUACUUAUCGCGACUUGAUUACUCCUUGUAGGUUCCAUCAGCUGUCACUACGCGCAUUAUAAUAGAUUUGUCUGAACAUACGUAUACUUCAGCCAAUUUGUACAGUCGUGUAUAUUUGUAGAAUUUGUCUCAAAUGCUCAUAUUUAAUGUCAAUUUAUUUCGAGAUGCGUAAUCGAUGUACUCUUUAGUAAAAUGGCAGUGUUCAAACCUUACAAUCCUUUAUUAUUAUUUUUAUAAUUUGAUGCACAACGCUGAGAUACUCAUACAACAUUAGUAUUUGUAUAUUUUAGAUUAUGUUUUGUAGCGUAUUGUUUAGUAGGUUUGAUUGUGUUGUACGUGCGGUGGAUGCGGCUGGUCCCCCCUGCUCGUGGGUCGGGAGCCCCCCCUGUACUGGGGGGCGUCCCCCCGCGGGGUGGUGGGGGGUGACGGUGAGGUUGUGAUACGUUUUAUCAGUUCCGGAUUAAUUAUUAUUUGAGUGUCAUACGUUAUUGUGAAUUUCAAAUGUGAUAUAUAAUAUUAGUUUAAUUUAUAGUAUAAAAUGUUGCGGCUGACUUUAGCUCUGCUCUGGACGCAUCUGGACUCGGCGUGAAAGCUUAUUUAUAACAAUUUACCUCCUACUUUGUGUAUUUCAUUUGUAUUGUGGCCGGACACAUUUGCUACCUCCGAACGCUUAAUUUUUGAAUCAUGUACUAAAUUGUAAUUCUUAAUAUUGAUCUGACCAAUUUUUCACUUGUGGCUUUGCUAAGCUGGAGUCCGGAGUGUCCCGGUGACGUCACUACGCGGCGGCGUGACGUCAGAGCGGGUCGGCCGCGGUGUACAGUGCAAGUGCAUGUCUAGUCGUCACCUACCAAAUAAGCAAUUCCAAUAUGGCUGUUACGCGCCGCUCGGCAUUAGCGCGCUGAACCUGCGCGGUCCUCCAAACUAGUUGUAGCAUUAUCGUAACAUACGUUUUGGCAUAAUUAAAUUGACAUAAGUACUGAAUGAAUUUGAUCUCUAUGCGGUGGCAUUAAGGGUCAUUGUGACUGGUGUACAGGGGCCCGAGAGAAGGCAGCUAUUGUAUUAUAGAUAAGGCACACGGCAUCUCCCUGCGAUGUCGUGCUCUAGUUCCGUCAAUUUCGUUAGAUGUUCAACUUAGGUAGAUAAUAUUGAAACAGUCCGUGAGCUCAUAGAAUAGGGUUCAGCAGAGACCUCUCCCGACUUGGUAAAGGGUUUUAUUGUGCUUGGAUUCAAUAGGAAACUGAUUAUACCUGUUGAAUAAUAAUCUAGGAGCUCGCAGACUGGUGUUGCAUUGCGAUGCGGUGCAAGUAGAUAUGUAAUUUGAUACCCGCCUCUGGCUGUUUUGAUAAACAUUUUGGAAAUGAUCUAGUGACGUAGCCGGUAUCGCGGCGAAACCAUUGAGAAAGAAACACUAGCUAAAGUUGCAUAGCUCUUAAUAUUACUCAUAUUUUAACAAUAUUACUCUGAUAUUUCAUAUUGUAAAGAGGUAUACUUACUUAAUCAUGUAAAAUUUUAGAACAAUUUGUCGUUGAACUGUUAUAUUAAAACAUUAUCUUAACGGGUGCAUUUUGAUGAGAAACACUGCAAAAAUUUUGGUUGCGUGAAAUGUGGUGAAGUGUUUUAACCUCGACUCCUAUGCAAAUAUUCUAAACAAACUGUAAUUAAAGCUAUUAUAUUUUUGAUGUUUUUAUAGUAUGAUACGACCAAUAAAAGCUUUGUAACCACUUUUCCCCCGCGGCCCGGCGGCGCGGGUCGCGGCUUCAACUAUAAACGCUUUAUGUUUUUAAAUGCAUCUGUUUUUGUAAGCUACUGCGCGCUUGUCGCCUGAACCCUAUUUUUGUACUAUUUAUUGGCAGCUCGUCCUGCACUCACUUCAACAGUCUCCGAAACGUUUCGAUUGAUAGAAUAAUAUCUACGUGAUAAAUAGAUAGCACACUAGGAACCGACUCAUAAAUUACUUGUUUAUCUGUAAAAUAUCAAUAUUAUAUAAUAAAAUUAUAGGUUGUCUGUACAAAAAUUGUAAAAAUCAACUGGCUGUCGGUACCUACUGCGGCCGUAGUGAGACGAACAAGCAAUAUGUACAUACUCGUGUAACUCGUGUUAUUAUGUGAUACUACAGCCGUCGGCGGCGAAUCAAGACAAUUCAUGUUACGUCUUCCCCGAGGCCCACACUCCGCCGAUGAGAAUGAAGAUUUUUAAACUCAUUUUAUUCACUCAUGUCGUCUCCGCUAAGCUUCGGUGGAAACCGCUAGGCGGAUGUAUGAGGUGCGCAGUGUGCAGCAAUAUAUUUGUUAUUGACCCGCUUCGGACAUCUCCGCGUCGGUGGAGUGUGGGCCCUACUCUGUGUUGUCGCCCUUCUCUGUCAACCCGGUAGGUAAUAAAUCAAAAUAUCUUGACUGAAUACGCCCGCUCUGAAAACAAAGUAACAUCUACUGUUGAACUGUUUACAUUUCAGACGUUUUUAUUGUGGGUGCAGAGUUGGGUUGUAAGUGUGCAGUCAAGUUCAAUAUUAAAAUUAUAUUUUAACAUACCGACAUACCUAUAAUAGGCCCAAGUACUCAAGUACACGGAGGCCACACAUUAUUGACCUCGGCUGUACCGACUGUGUAUGAAUGUAUUGUACAUAAAUAAGUAACUAAGUAAAGUUAGGUUCCAAAGUUCUUCUCAGCAAUAAUUCCGGCAGAUUUUAAGUAAAUGUAUAAACAUACGAAUUAUAUUCCAAGUUUGGAAACGAGGGAGCAUUUAUCCGCGAGCACAAUUAUUUCACUUUUGUUUUGUACGUUGAACGAGCCCACUCUUGUGUAAACAGCAAGUUGUGCUUCAUUUACAUGCGCAUAUCUCUUAUUGAUAGUGAGAAUUAUUUAUUAAAUGAUGAUUGAAUUAAC
Messenger RNA from Plutella xylostella (diamondback moth), 5106 nucleotides. RefSeq lists its product as uncharacterized. Lineage: Eukaryota; Metazoa; Arthropoda; Insecta; Lepidoptera; Plutellidae. The record is from RefSeq and is a predicted model, not a curated record.